AUGAAGGUUGUAAAUCUUCGCAAGACUCACUACGAGGUGAUGGGUGUGGCCCCCGACGCUCCAGCAUCCGAGAUCAAGGCCGCCUACCGAACCCGGUUGUUGCUCACCCACCCGGAUAAACUCAACCAGCGGGAGACCCCCUCAAAGGUUGAUGCAUCCCAGGAAAUCGCAGAGCUCAAAGAGGCGUAUGCCGUGCUUCUACAUCCCGAGGAAAGGGCGCAGUACGACCGCGACUUGCAAAAGUCGGUGCAGAGAUUUGGGUUCAAUCUCAACGGGGACGGCCUUGACAUGUAUACUCUUGAAGACUUUACAGUCCAUGAGCCGAAGGGCGAUGAGGCGUACUUCUGGACCAAGGACUGCCCGCGGUGCACUGGCCAUGGCGGGUUUGUGCUUACAGAGGGGGACUUGGAAUCGUCGGGCACCGACGACGGGGAGGGCGGGUUCGACUUGAUUGUGCAGUGCAAUAUGUGCAGUUUGUGGUUGAAAGUGAAGUAUUUUGAGGAAGAAGAGUAG
This is a messenger RNA of Babjeviella inositovora NRRL Y-12698, 513 nucleotides long. RefSeq lists its product as uncharacterized. The record is from RefSeq and is a predicted model, not a curated record. Bases 1 to 513 code for a protein of 170 amino acids. The transcript has a single exon. NCBI's taxonomy places the organism in Eukaryota, Fungi, Ascomycota, Pichiomycetes, Serinales. Gene Ontology annotation, molecular function: metal ion binding. Gene Ontology annotation, biological process: protein histidyl modification to diphthamide.